This is a messenger RNA of Cicer arietinum (chickpea), 2160 nucleotides long. RefSeq names its product E3 ubiquitin-protein ligase XBAT33. Lineage: Eukaryota; Viridiplantae; Streptophyta; Magnoliopsida; Fabales; Fabaceae. The record is from RefSeq and is a predicted model, not a curated record. Gene Ontology annotation, molecular function: protein binding.
AUAGGUUAGUUAUAAGUUGUACCCACCACCAUACACGUCACCACCACCUUCAUAACAUUGCGUGGUGUGAACAUAUAUUUUGUUUGUUUCAUUAGUUACGCGACGUUGACCUUUCAACUUUCUUUCUGUCUUAGAAAAUGGGUAAUUCUUUUGGAUGUUCCGCCUCCGGCGAGAGGCUUGUAUCGGCGGCGAGAGACGGCGACCUUGUGGAGGCAAAGAUGCUUUUGAGCUGUAACCCUUGUCUUGCUAAGUACUCCACUUUUGGUGGUCUCAAUUCCCCUCUUCAUUUUGCAGCUGCAAAGGGUCAUAACGAGAUUGUGACAUUGUUGCUUGAGAAUGGAGCUGAUGUUAAUUCAAGAAAUUAUUCUGGUCAGACGGCCUUGAUGCAAGCUUGUAGAUAUGGCCAUUGGGAAGUUGUACAGACACUUCUACUCUUCAGAUGCAAUGUUAUAAGAGCAGAUUAUCUCAGUGGGAGGACAGGUCUUCACUUUGCAGCCAUGAAUGGGAAUGUAAGAUGUAUUAGACUUGUUGUGGCUGACUUUGUUCCAAGUGCUCCUUAUGAAGCUAUACGUGCUCGCUUAGACGCUGACAUGGGUGGUGGAUCAAAUGUGAAAGGCAAACAUGAACUAAGUGCCCUGUCCAAGUUUGUAAAUAAGACAGCUGAUUGUGGUAUCACUGCCCUUCAUAUGGCUUCAUUAAAUGGAUACUUUGAUUGUGUGCAAUUGCUACUUGAUCUUAAUGCAAAUUUGUCUGCUGUGACAUUUCAUUAUGGAACAUCAAUGGAUUUAAUAGGGGCUGGAAGCACUCCUUUACAUUAUGCUGCUUGUGGGGGCAAUUUAAAAUGCUGUCAGAUCCUCCUUGCAAGAGGUGCAAGUCGGAUGGCUUUGAAUUGCAACGGGUGGCUUCCUCUUGAUAUUGCUAGAAUGUGGGGGCGUCAUUGGCUUGAACCGUUGCUUGCACCAAGUUCUGAUGCCAUAACACCUGCAUUUCCUCAUUCAAAUUACUUGUCCUUGCCUCUCAUGAGUGUUCUCAACAUAGCCAGAGAGUUUGGAUUGCAAUCAUCUACAACAUCCUCUGAUGAGAUUGACUUUUGUGCUGUAUGCCUGGAGAGACCAUGUUCAGUGGCAGCAGAAGGAUGUGGACAUGAACUUUGUGUGAGAUGUGCACUCUAUCUUUGCUCCACAAACAAUGUUUCUUCCGAAACGCAUGGCCCGCCCGGCUCUAUUGCCUGCCCCCUUUGUCGACAUGGAAUUGUCUCAUUCGUCAAGUUGCCAGGUUCCCAAGCAAAAGAAAGUAAACUACAUGUGUCUCUUGGCCUCUGCACCCCAUGCAUGCUACAUCCACGUGACGUAGAUCAGCCGUCACUUUCUCACACUCCGGAGAUCCCAAGAAACUGCGAUGAUGCUGUUCCUUCAGAGUUACUAUGCCCCGUCACAUGUAGUCCAUUUCCAUCUAUGGCAAUACCUCUAUGCACCUGCAGUGAAGGUUCAUGUCCAUCAUUUGAACCCCGAGGCAUAGAAACACGAGACGGGUCGCCUCAUCACUCACAAGCAUCGACGAUCGAUCAGGAUAAAAUUGAAGGUCUAGAUAAAACAACUUGCUCGAACAUGUUUUGGGGUAGAAGAAGUUGCAGCAGGGAGCACCAAUGCAAUUCAGAAAUAAAUGCUUGAAACCAUUUUGUGCGUGUGAAUAUUAGGUACAUUUUCAAUCGACAGAGCUGUCCACGGCUUCUCUUGCUAACCGGUCUCAAAUGAUGGAACUCGGUGGAUAUAUCAGAAAGACGAAAAGCUGCUAUGCAGAUACAGUUCUUUGGUAUUUCAGCUACUCAAACCACAUUCUGCAUGCUCUCUUAUGAGUUAUGAUAUGUAAGUGAGCUUGUGUAAAAUUAGUUUCAGGAGAUUGUGAUUGUGAUUUAUUGUUUUGGAUUUCGUUUUAUCAAAGAAAGGUGUUUUUUAAGACUAGAAAAUUUAGCUUAUGUAUCAGAUUAGGAGCAUCUGGAUAUUAUGCGUGCCACUAAUUUUAUAGAUUCACAAAGCACAAAUCUAGGGACUGGAAUGACUUGCUGAUGAAAUUAUAUUUAUACCUUCUUUUUUUGACUAUAAGGUUUAUGUCAUCAACAUUUACGCCUCUGAAAUACUAGUUUAAAUUUGUAUGAUGCAA